Molecule: messenger RNA, 762 nt
Organism: Cladocopium goreaui
Lineage: Eukaryota; Dinophyceae; Suessiales; Symbiodiniaceae
Source: the annotation of a GenBank genome assembly
CAUGCCGUCUUUGCUCCAUGCAUUGAGCAGCGCUUUUCAGAACGCAGUUGCACCGGAGCCGAACGAUGGAAGCUAUGGACCACCACAACCUCCACCGUCCUUCCGCAAAACGUCCAGCCUGGAUGGUGAACCCUUUGAGGUGACCAACUGAGACUCGGAUCAUCGUUUGGAACUCCCCUUCGACGAUGAGCAAAAUCCAGUGGUGCGAUGGCAGCUGCAUUGUGAAGACUCAGACUGCCUCGGGGGGGCCUAUAUGUACUCCCCUGACUAUACGCGAAAUGUGCAAGGUGGUAAGUCCUCUCCACGUCUGUUGCUAUACCGGCCACACCCAGAUCGCAACCAACCAGAUGAAGCCUUGCCAUUGAUGACGCUGAUGGAUCAUUACCGCCUGCAGGAUUUGGACUGUUCCACUGAUGGAGUGCUGACGCCCUUCUGCAACUACUGCCUGAAGCUGGAACCUGUGCGCAUGUGUGGAAAGCAGUUCUGCUCACCCAGCGUGAAUCACUUCAGCAUCCGGACCACCUGUCCGCACCCCAAAUUUCUCACCGAACACAAUGGUCAGGUCUCUUGGACCCCCUCCAGCGGUUCCAGCGAGCAGUACUGGCGCCUGAGCCAACCGCCUCCGCGAGCACCUCCCGAGCCCGCGCUGGGACCCGACGCGGCCGGCACGGCGGGAUUGGAUUUCCUCUAAGGGCGACAAAGAUCUCUGGGAGGUUCUGGAAGUGGAUUGUUUUCUGAUUGUUUUCUGUGUGUUUUUGUUGG